Molecule: messenger RNA, 945 nt
Organism: Iphiclides podalirius (scarce swallowtail)
Lineage: Eukaryota; Metazoa; Arthropoda; Insecta; Lepidoptera; Papilionidae
Source: the annotation of a GenBank genome assembly
AUGCUGCUCGAUGUCGACCUUUUCAAAACUGAUGAUGAUCUACUUAAGGCAUUCCCGACAUCUGCACCGAAGAUCGAAUUGGAUAAAUUCCACCUUCAGGACGAGUACUCCAUCAAUCUCUACCCACCAUCACCACCUGAAACGAAACCAAGUCGUGCUGAGCUCGCUAACGAUCUUCUGCAGCAGCUAGAAAAUAAUUACAAACAAGAAAACAUCUUCUCCAACUGGCUCGAGGAGAAGGUGGAGCUGCCAAUUUUCGACAACGUCAGCCAAGUGCCGGUGCGCGUGGAGGUUGCGGCCCCCAUCGCGCCGGUGGCGUACGAGCACGCGCACGUGGUGCCGCAGCCCACCGAGGAGUUGCUGCGCGAGUUCGAGUCGGUGUACGGCGCUGUGGAGCUGACGCACCUGACGCCGCCGCAGAGCCCCCCCGGCCCCGCCACCCAGCUGCUGUUGAGCUACGCGCAGCAGGCCCAGUACGCGCCCCCCGCCGCCGCACCGGCCCCCCAACCGCCGGCCGAGCAGUUCGCCGCGCACGCGCCCGCCGCACUGCCGGCCGAGUUCGAUUGCGACCUGCAGGCCGUCGAGGAGCUGGUGCGCCACCGCGCCGCUCAGCUCUCGGGCAGUGCGAGCACCUCGCCCCGCUCGUCGCCGCCCUCCUCGCCGCGCUCGUCCACGGAUGAGGAGUGGUGCGGCCCCGCCGGCAGGCCGAAGCCGUACGCGCGCAACGCCGACGACCGCCGCUCGCGCAAGAAGGAGCAGAACAAGAACGCCGCCACCCGCUACCGCCAGAAGAAGAAGGCCGAGAUCGAGGUGCUGCUCAACGAGGAGCAGGCGCUCCGCACGCGGCACACGGAACUGGGCGACAAGUGCUCCGACCUGCAGCGCGAGAUCCGCUACAUCAAGGGGCUGAUGCGCGACCUCCUAAAGGCCAAGGGCCUGAUAAAA